AUGCUAAAUCCCUUGCAAGUGUUCCAAGAGCUAACUGAAAGCUCAUCCUUUUUGCAACCUUUGGCAUUCACACUGCUGGCCAUUUUCCUCGUCCUCCUAUACACAUGGUACUCUUCGACUAAAACCACCACCCAAAAGUCAUCACCACCACCUUCUCCACCAAAGCUCCCUAUCAUUGGGAACCUUCACCAGCUAAGCUCGUACCCUCAUCGCUCAAUUCAAGCCUUGUCCCAACGCCAUGGCCCUCUCAUGCUUCUCCACUUUGGAAGUGUCCCGGUGCUUGUUGUCUCUUCAGCUGAGGCAGCCCGGGAGACCUUGAAAACUCAUGACCUCGCAUUUUCUGGUCGACCCAAGUCCACCAUCUUUGAGAAGCUUCUCUACAACUACAAAGAUGUCUCAACCGCGCCAUAUGGUGAUUAUUGGAGGCAGGUGAGAAGUAUAUGUGUGUCAAAUCUUUUGAGCAACACAAGGGUUCGGUCUUUUCGUUCUGUGAGAGAAGAGGAAACCAAAUCCAUGAUCAGAAACAUAAAUGAUUCAUCAUCAUCAUCAACCUCAUCAUCUGUUUUGAAUUUAAGCGAAAUGUUUGUGAGGCUUACUAAUGAUGUGGUGUGUAGAGUGGCUUUAGGGAGGAAGUACAGUGAUGGGGAAGGCGGGGAAAGUGGGAGGAUGUUUCAGAAGCUUUUAUGGGAGUUCACUGACUUACUGGGAACUGUUAAUAUUGGGGACUAUAUCCCAUGGCUUUCUUGGUUGAGCCAUAUCAAUGGUUUGGGAGCCAAGUUAGACAAGGUGGCUAAGCAGUUGGAUGACGUUAUAGAUACAGCGGUUCAAGAACAUAUGAACCGUAGUUCAAAGAGUGGAGAUGAUGACCAAAAGGAUUUCUUGGACGUUUUGCUUUCAAUUCAGAAAGAAAACGUGGCAGGCAUUCCUAUUGAUAGAGUUAGUAUAAAGGGUAUCAUCUUGGACAUGUUCGCUGCUGGCACUGAUACCACAUAUACUGCCUUAGAGUGGGCAAUGACUGAGCUUUUAAGGCAUCCAAGGGUCAUGAACAAAUUGCAGAAUGAGGUCAGGAGAAUAGUCGGAAACAAAAGAGACAUGAUUACAGAGGAUGAUUUGGUUGAAAUGCACUACUUGAAGGCAGUGACGAAGGAAACUCUUCGCUUACAUCCACCACUUCCACUACUAUUUCCCAGGAUGUCAACCCGAGAUGUGGAAGUAAAUGGCUACAACAUUAAAGCCAACACACAUGUUUUCAUCAACGCAUGGCAAAUUGGAAGAGAUCCCAAGCUGUAUGACAACCCAGAGGAGUAUAAGCCAGAAAGGUUCUUGAAUAGUGGUAUAGAUUACAAAGGGAAUGACUUUCAAUUGAUUCCAUUUGGAGCUGGUAGGAGGGUCUGCCCAGGACUUCAGUUUGCCAUGGCUGUUAAUGAAAUUGCCUUAGCAAACAUCGUGCACAAGUUUGAUUGGGCAUUGCCCGGUGAAGCAACUGGGGAGGAUUUAGACAUGACAGAAUCCAUUGGCUUAACCCCACAUAGAAAAUAUCCUCUCAAAGCUGUUGCUUUUCCACACUCAAGUUGAGGGAUAGAGAGGGCAUUUUCAUACACGUACAUGAACUGGUCUUCAUAUUAUAUAUGUUAAGGCUCUAAGCCUCCUGUCGUGUGUAUGUCUAUGGCUUCAGCUGUCAGUACUGUUGCCAAUUACCAUAGCACAAUAAGAACUGUCAAAAUAUUAUGUGUCAACGCAAGUUUUCUCACCAUAUACACAUUUUCAAGUUUCUUAAAUUGGUCUGUUUGGAAUACUUUGAGUUUUUGGAAAUUCAAAAUCA
This is a messenger RNA of Prunus dulcis (almond), 1822 nucleotides long. Its product is annotated as cytochrome P450 71A24-like. Lineage: Eukaryota; Viridiplantae; Streptophyta; Magnoliopsida; Rosales; Rosaceae. Bases 1 to 1575 code for a protein of 524 amino acids. Gene Ontology annotation, molecular function: heme binding; oxidoreductase activity, acting on paired donors, with incorporation or reduction of molecular oxygen; iron ion binding. The transcript has 2 exons. The record is from RefSeq and is a predicted model, not a curated record.